This is a messenger RNA of Thermochaetoides thermophila DSM 1495, 1719 nucleotides long. RefSeq lists its product as uncharacterized. Bases 1 to 1719 code for a protein of 572 amino acids. The record is from RefSeq and is a predicted model, not a curated record. The transcript is spliced from 2 exons. Lineage: Eukaryota; Fungi; Ascomycota; Sordariomycetes; Sordariales; Chaetomiaceae.
AUGAAGCGUGUCACUGCCAAACAACCCCUCUCCAGGCUGCCCCCCAGCCCGUUCGUCAAUACGCAUAUUGUCGCCUCCAGCAGUGUUGCUCAGGAUGACUCUCUGGGCAUCACUCCUUCGUCUAUCCCUUCUCCCGUUACCUACCCGGGAGAGCGCAUCUCAUGGAUACCAUGUGGUACCCUUAACAAUGAGCUUCUUGAGUGCACGAACCUUAGUGUACCCAUCGAUCACUUCAGCGAACGGUCCUCUGACAAGACCUUCACCAUUCCCCUUAUCCGACUGCGCAGCAACCGCACGAGCGACACACCUCUCCCCAAUAUCCUGCUCAACCCAGGGGGACCUGGCGGUUCUGGCACACAGUUUGUCUACCGUCUCGGUGCCAAGCUGCGUGAUGUUCUUGGGGACGGGGUUCACCUGAUUGGCUUCGAUCCGCGUGGUGUGAACGGUUCAAUCCCACGUGCUAGCUGCUAUAAGACUCCAGAGUUACGAGAGCGGCUUGGCUUCGUUCGUGAUAAGAAGGUUGUUGAGGAUAGUGGCGAGCUAUGGGCAUGGAGCCAGAACUUUGCAAAAGCGUGCCAGGAAACCAUGGGGCCACAUGGAAAGUACAUCAACACACCACAGACAGCUGCAGAUAUGAACUCGAUUUUGGACGCUCUUGGACAGAGAGGACUUUGGUAUUGGGGCUUCAGCUAUGGCACGCUUCUUGGGCAGACAUACGCAGCCCUCUUCCCUGAGCGGACUGAGAGAGUUGUAAUUGACGGUGUCGCGAAUCAAUGGGACUGGUAUGAAAGCCGUCUUGACAAGGAGAUGAUGACCGAUACAGACGCCGUCUGGAACGGCUUUAUCGAAGAAUGCAUCAAGGCUGGAAAAUGGAAGUGCGACUUGGCUCAGUUGGCAUCUACAAAGGAGGAGCUUGCAGACAUGUUGCUUCGCGAAAUCGGCAAGCUACGUGAUGACCCUGUGCCAGUGUAUGUCAACGCCGAAAAGUAUGGUGUGCUGGACUACUGGGACAUCUUGUACGGCGGUAUCUUUCCAGCACUCUACAAGCCCGCUUCCUGGAGUAGGCUAGCCAGCAACUUGGCUGCUCUUCUCAAGGGCAACGCAACCCCAGCAUUCCUGGAAUAUGGCCAAAAAAGUCCAUUUGAUCUCGAGGGCGAGGCCUUCAAGGUCAUUAGCCUGAACGAUGGGUUAUCUGGCCCUGCCCAUUGGCCCAACACCCGCAAGGCCCUCCUUGAUGAACUGAUCCCGUUCUUCAACCAGUCACUCUUCAGUGAAGACGCCUUUGACUUCUACUUCUCGAAGCAGGCCUGGACCAUCCCCCGCACACACACCUACUCUCCUCCCAAGCGUGGUGUCUCAGUCGUCCAAACAGCGCAUCCUAUUCUCAUACUUUCAACUACAUACGACCCCGUGUGUCCACUCAUGUCAGCCCGUGCCGCCAGCCAGGCGUAUGCUGGGUCCCGUAUCGUCGAGGUAAAGGGAUAUGGGCACUGCUCGACAGCCGUUCCUUCCCGGUGUGUAGCGAAUCAUGUGAGGGAGUACUUUUACGAAGGCAAGCUGCCAAAGGAGGAUGUGCAGUGCGAGGCAGAUGGUUCUCCGUACUUUAAAACGAUGGAGGAGCAGGUUGCUGCUGCGGAAGCCCUGGAUGAGGAGGACCGCAGGAUCAGGUUCGCGCAGCUGGCGCUUGCAGAGGAGGGGAUAGGGCCGUGGAGAAGGUAG